This is a messenger RNA of Paramormyrops kingsleyae, 3041 nucleotides long. RefSeq names its product lysophosphatidylcholine acyltransferase 3 (gene lpcat3). Lineage: Eukaryota; Metazoa; Chordata; Actinopteri; Osteoglossiformes; Mormyridae. Gene Ontology annotation, molecular function: lysophospholipid acyltransferase activity; 1-acylglycerophosphocholine O-acyltransferase activity. Gene Ontology annotation, biological process: phosphatidylcholine biosynthetic process; lipid modification. The record is from RefSeq and is a predicted model, not a curated record. Gene Ontology annotation, cellular component: membrane.
UUUUUUAACAUUAGUGUUAGUAUGUCACUGCUGCAAACAGCCUCUAAGUUUUUAAUAUAGUUGUUGUUGAUUGCUAGGCUUACCACUAGGUGGCGGAAAAACUUUGCCAAUGUAUUCUUAAUAUUCCACUUACAAGCUUGAUAUAUUGCUGAAACCAAGAAAAAUCUUUAGGUAUAAAGUUUUCACAUUUAUCACCACUAGAUAAAUAAAGAAUAAAUAGCAAUGCAAAAACAUCCGGCGAAAUAUCUAGCAGUAUGUCUAUAAUAUAUAUUGGAAAAAGUCUCAUUCAGAUUUCUUCCUGAAAUAUUAGGUAGCCUCAUCAGUAUCUUAUCUCUUGCUAUGUGUUUUUCGUUUAGAGUGGGCUAUAUCCCUUAUAAGAUCAGAUGUUGCGAAAUCGGGUGAAAGCUACAGGCUGUCAGGAGGGGUAGGAGGAAGACGGAGAUGGAGUGAGCGAAAGGACGGGUAAAGGAGUGUCGCAUGGUCCGCGGCGUGCACAUUUCACGGAAACGCCGCAGCUGAGAACUUCCGGCCCGCGAAACAUGGCGGCUCCCUGGAUGGAGAAGUUAUCGGAAUCGUUGGGCUCUUCAGAACCUGCGGUCAGGUUGAUCUUGUCCGUCCUAAUCGGUUACCCAUUUGCCCUGAUAUACCGGAAAUGCUUCUUCCGCCGGCCCCCCUGCGCCGUCCACCUGUUCCACACGCUGUCGGGGCUCGCUCUGGCAGCCUUCAACUUUGCAGGCUCUCAGCUUUAUCACUCCGCAGUGUGUGUUGUUGUCCAGUUCCUGUUGCUGAGGCUAAUGGGAAGGACAGUGACAGCCGUUUUAAGCAGCUUUCUAUUUCAGAUGACUUACCUCCUGUGUGGAUAUUACUACACAGCGACAGAUCAGUAUGAUAUCAAAUGGACCAUGCCCCACUGUGUGCUCACACUCAAGCUUAUUGGUUUAUCAUUCGAUUACUAUGACGGUGGGAAAGAACGAUCGCAGCUCAGCGCAGAGCAGCAGAGCUCCGCCCUGUCUGCCGUCCCAUCUCUCCUGGAGGUCUGUGGCUUCUCCUACUUUUACGGUGGCUUCCUAGUGGGUCCGCAGUUCACACUUCGCAGCUACCAGAGGCUGGUCUCCGGGGAGCUGACUGACUGUCCUGGACAGCCACCCAGCAGUGUGCUUCCGGCCAUGAAGCGCUUCUUCUUGGGUCUUGUCUGCCUGACGAUUUUCACUGUGGGAGGUCCCUAUUUCCCAGACAGCUACUUCCUCACGGAAGAAUAUGAGGCUCAGCCCUUCUGGUUCCGCUGUUUAUACAUGCUGAUUUGGGCUAAAAUCACUCUGUACAAAUACGUCAGCUGCUGGGUCAUCGCUGAAGGAGUGUGUAUCCUUUGUGGGAUGGGCUACAAUGGAAAAGAUGAGAAGGGCGUGCACCAAUGGGAUGCCUGUGCCAACAUGAGGGUGUGGCACUAUGAGACCACGCCCCUCUUCACUGGCACUAUUGCCUCAUUCAAUAUCAACACCAAUGCAUGGGUGGCCAGGCAUGUUUUUAAGCGGUUGAAGUUCCUGGGUAACAAGAUGGCCUCCCAGCUGCUGACAUUGCUCUUCCUGGCCGUCUGGCAUGGCCUCCACUCCGGCUACUUGGUCUGCUUCUCCCUGGAGUUCAUAAUCGUCAACGUGGAGCGGAAGGUCAUGGCUGUGGUCAGAGACAGUCCACUGCUGAUGCGACUUGCCACCAGCCCUCUCUACCCCCUCAUCUAUGGCGUACAGCAGCUCCUGCACUGGCUCUUCAUGGCGUAUCCCCUCGUUCCCUUCUGUCUCUUCACUUACGAUAAGUGGCUCAAGGUGUACUCGUCCGUCUAUUUCUGUGGUCAUGUCUUCUUCUUCACCAUCUAUCUCAUCCUACCAUACCUCCGUAAGGGGUUAGUGCCUCGGAAAGGCGAGGAUGUGAAAAAAGAUGCAUAGAUAUAAAGGUAUCAAGUUUGGACUUUUGAUCUGAGUUCACCUGAAGGGAACUGACUUUUAAAGAUGAAAAGAUCAGAACAUAUUUUAAUGCCUUUAGUAAUAUUUAUGUGUACAAUUUUUGUUUCUAUAUAUUUUGUUUUGGGUGGAUGAGAAUGGGGGAAAUUAUUAAACGAGGGGCAGAUUUUGGGGGAGGGGAGGCAAGAAGUUGUCAUUUAAAUGUCCAUUGUUCCACUUCAUAACUAUAAAUCCAUCGAGUUAAGUGAGGGGGAGGUUUACUGAAAUUAAGUUCCUGAAUGUCAGUUAAAGGGGAGGUUUACUAAAAUGCAGAUCCCGAAAGUUGUGUUGACAAGUGCACAUGUGAUUUACAGGUUAAUACUGUUUUUUUAAAAAAAAAAAAGAAAAAAAAAAGUUAGCCUCGGGUUCGUUCCAGUUAAGUAAAACCCAAUGAGGCUCCGACCCGAUGCACAAUACAGUUGGUUUCUAUGAUCGAGUAGGUGUGGAAAAAAAUGACGCUGAUGUCAUAGAAGAUUGUGCAGACGAAGCCGUUCACGAAAUUACUGCCGAAAACACUACAGUACGCUGCACUGUAUUACAGUAUACAUGUGAUUUAAAAAAUGCCUUGAAUAUUAUAAACGAAUGUUUUAACGGUUAUGGUGGUUGAAAUGCUUUGGAAGUUCGGUUCAGUACUGCUUCUGUCUGUCCUCAUUUCUUCGGCCUUGAAAAAGUUAACCCCCCAUGUCCAUAUUUCUUUCCCUUCCCUCCCUCCGUUACGCUCCUUUGGGCUGCCUGUGAUUGAACGAGAAGUGCGGGAAAGGAAAAAACACCACAUUUGCUAUUGAAUGGAAGUAUGAUAAUAGUGCCAUCCAUCCAUAACUAGUGAGCUGGGACCCCUCUUGCCUACAUGCUCAAAAGGUGGAGGACUGUAACUCACUGUAACGAUGAUAGUAUUUUGAUAAUAUUUAUAUACUUGUGGUGAUUAUUGAUGUGUUGAUUAUUAUUCUGGAGAACUACUUUUGCCUUACUGCUACCAAAAUGUAUAAAGAACACCGUUUUAAACAGACUUUUGUAAUGUUCAUUAAAAUGCUGGAUUUAUAAAAUCGA